Messenger RNA from Pelobates fuscus (common spadefoot toad), 3310 nucleotides. RefSeq names its product FANCD2 and FANCI associated nuclease 1 (gene FAN1). The transcript is spliced from 14 exons. Lineage: Eukaryota; Metazoa; Chordata; Amphibia; Anura; Pelobatidae. The coding region runs from base 301 to 3279 and encodes 992 amino acids. Gene Ontology annotation, cellular component: nucleus. Gene Ontology annotation, biological process: interstrand cross-link repair. Gene Ontology annotation, molecular function: 5'-flap endonuclease activity; 5'-3' exonuclease activity; flap-structured DNA binding. The record is from RefSeq and is a predicted model, not a curated record.
GUCGGUAGAAUGUGUCCUACCGGAAACUGCUCCGGAGUCCAAAGGUUCCUAGUUCAAAUGGUUCCACAGGCAGGAUAGCUUCGUGCAACAUGUCCCCUCAUUCAUUAAGCAGAGUAUGUUGGGCGGUGAGGCUCAUAAAUGGUUUAUAACUUGUUUUUCAAGCCUGUGCAUGCAGCGACUGUCUGUGUAAAUAAAGCUGUGAAGACUCGAGAAGGCGGUGCCCAUGCUGUGUGACAGGAGAUGAAGGUUAACAAAAACCUAUAACAUUUUGAAAAAAAAAAACCUCAUUCCGUCACCAGGAUGUCGCAAAUCAAGUCACCUGAAAAGAAAAGGCCUCGCAAAAGUUUAUCCCUAUCAAAGAAUAGAACCAGCGGUAGUCCUAAAAGCAAAACUUCAAAGUCUUCCACGAUCGAAGCACUUUUUAAAAAUGCUCCCCCUGCAAAACUCUCCUGUCCUCUAUGCAAGGAAUUGGUACCUCGAUUUGGGAUUAGCAGACACAUGGAUGAGUCAUGCCCAAAAGCAAACAAUGAUGAAAAGGAUGUGAUCCUUAUUGAGGAUGAUGACUGUGUUAUAUCAAAUGUGCCAAGAUCACAACCGCAAGAAGACAAUACCAGUAUAGCAACAACGACUGAAGUGACUGUGAGACCAUCUGCAAAACUAGAUAAAAAUGAAAAGCAAAUCAGCCCAUAUUUUAAUAAAAAUGGACCUAUUUCUAACAUCCCUAAUGAAUUGCCAAUUUUGAAAUCUGCAGCUUCCAGAAGCCUUUCUUCCAGACUUACCAGAAAAUACCAAACACGUAAAGUAAAAAGAGACUUAAGCAAAGAUGUGAAUCCUCCGGUUCCAGUAGAAGAAUCAGGACAUACUGAGGGUUCCACACAAGAUACAAGUGAUGUAAAAAACUCUACUCUGCAUACAGAAACUAUUCUUAAAAUUGAAGAAAAUAGACAAAAACAAAUUAUUGAUAAUAUUUACCAAAGUAUUGAUUGCUGUUCUAAUUCAUCUGAAUGUAUUGAUAAAGUUAAGUCUGCCAAAGAACUACACAGUGCCAAAUUAGAAGAAUGUACUUUCCUGGGAGCCAACCAUGGUAAAAUAUCUGAACAUGGUAAUUUAUGCGGAGACUCUACCGCAUUGUGCAAGCAGUAUGACAAGAAAGCAAACAUGUCCUCUCCUGAUGACAAGAGUCCACUCCAUCCUCUGGUAGACUCCAAUGUUUUAGAUGAAUUUUCAAAACCAUUUUAUGAUGAAGACUACCAAAAUAAAGGAGAGAAUAUAGAAAAUGGUACCGAUAGCAGUAUGCGGGAAUCUACAAAUGAAGAUUCUAGACACCCGUACUAUCUACGGAACUUCCUUAUGGUCCUCAACACAAUCAUGGAAUGUGACGAUGAUAUGAGUCUUUUUAAUGAAGCAGACUGUAGCACUUUGACAUCAUUCUUUAAGCUUUCAGCUGGUAGUCAGAAGUUGUAUGUGCGACUUUUUCAACGUAAACUAAACUGGAUAAAGGUUAACAAGAUUGAGUAUUCGGAGAUUGGAUCAGACCUUGUUCCAUUCAUUGAAGAACUUGUCCAGAACAAAUUCCUGCAAUCAGACUCAGAAUUGCAAGAGCUAUCCGAAGCCCUGGACCUUCUUCCAGCACCAGAACUGAAGACUUUGGCGAAGGGAUUUCACUUGGCUAAUGCUACUGCUCAAAAACAGCAGCUGGUAGACGAGUUCCUGCGUUUGUCUCGGCAGCGUUCGUUUUUCAGCAUGGGAAAGAACCAACUUGGCAUUGCUGCUGUCAUCCUUAAAAAGUGUAAGCAGCUUAUUGGACGUGCAGUACGUGUGUGCAGAGAGCCCAGGGCUGUGUUCUCACGUGUUCUUCUCCUUUUCUCCUUGACUGAUUCAAUGGAAGUUGAAGAGGCUGCUGGUGGAGGACAAUCUCAGCUCUCUACAGUGCUCAUGGUUAACAUGGGGCGAGUGAUAUUUCCACCAUACACUGUCAGUAAGACCACCAGGAUCUUUCAGGAUCGAGAAGACCUAAUGAGAUAUGAGUCUGCAAUGCAUAAGCUGGUGGAGCUUGUUGUUACUAUGACUAAUGGAAAUUGGAAAGAAGCACAUCUGCUUUAUCAGAAUGCUGGUAAGGACUGGGAUGAGCUGACGAGUGAUGUGGUGCUAAGGCACCAUGAAUCACUGCCUGUAUACCUGCGCUCCUUUACUUUUGGUUGGGUGUAUACCAGAAUUCGUUCAAGAGGAGUAGAGAUCCUACAGAGGCUACACUUGUAUUCGGAAGCUGUGGAUUUGCUGCAAACUCUCUUGUCUCAGCAUGUAUACUGCCCUGACAGCAGAGGUCGCUGGUGGGAUCGACUGGUCCUCAACCUGCACCAGCAUUUGAAGUGCACAGAGAAGGCUAUUGGCUUCAUCAUGGAAGGCUUGUCAGAUCCUUUUGUGCGGACAGGUCACAAACUUUCUCUUUACCAACGAGCUGUCCGAAUGAGAGAAUCUCCAAGCUGCAAAAAGUUCCACCACAUGUUUUCUGAUCUACCAAAGCUCGAAGUAGAUGAUGUCCCUCAUGUUACCAUCAAAGGCAAGCUGUAUCCUAACACUGGGAUGGGCAAAUCUGUGUUUUUGAUGGAGGACAUCACUGGGGAUCUUGGGGAAGAUAAUAGUGUUUCGACUGUGAUGUGUUCAGUGGAGGAAUUGGCUCUGGCCCAUUACAGAGAUCAGGGCUUUGAUCAAGGAAUCCACGGGGAAGGAUCCACAUUCAGCACAUUAUAUGGUUUACUUAUGUGGGACAUUAUAUUUAUGGAGGGUAUUCCAGAUGUCUUUAGAAAUUCAUACCAGUCCUUUCCUCUAGAUUUAUAUACAGACUGUUUCUUUGAGAAUAGAAGGGAAGCUGUAGAGACGCGGCUACGGCUCCUAGAGGAAUCCUGCCCAGAAACCCUUGUCCAGAUGAUUGCUGAUGUGUGGAGUGCUCAUGAGGGUGAAGCAGGAGCACUGGUCAGCUGGGAGCGGUUCACCUCUCUACAACAAGCCCAGAGCCUGGUGUCCUGCUUUGGAGGACCUUUUUUAAGUGGCGUGUGCAAGAUCAUGUCAAAAGACAUAAGACAUUGCAGAGGAGGACUCCCUGACUUAGUUAUAUGGAACAUGCAGACAAAACAAUACAAGCUGGUGGAGGUGAAAGGUCCCACUGAUCGCCUGUCGCACAAACAGAUGGUGUGGUUACACGAGCUAAACAAGUUGGGUGCUACAGUCGAAGUGUGUCACGUGGUUGCUAUUGGGGCCAAAAGUAAUAGACUUAACUAAUUGAAUCAAAUAAAAUGAAUGCAUUUUUGUA